CUGAAAAAUUAUAAAUCUGAUCCUCUUUUUCUCACUUGAAACAAAUAGACCAAACCACUACACUAUACUACUAAAGCCAUAGACAUGGUUAACGAUUUAGUUCUGCUAGAUUACUGGGCGAGUCCUUAUGCUGUGAGGGUGAAAAUAGCACUACAAGAAAAGGGUAUUACAAACUACGAAUGUCGUGAGGAGGAUUUGCUGAAUGCUAAAAGCUCACUUCUUUUCGAGAUGAACCCGGUUUACAAUCGUAUUCCGGUUUUAAUACACAAUGGUAAACCGGUUUGCGAGUCACUCCUGAUUGUAGAGUACAUUGAUGAGAUUUGGAAGGAGACAUCUCCAAGUUUGUUACCUGUUGAUCCUUAUGACAGGGCUCGAGCUCGCUUUUGGGCUGAUUUUGCCGAUAAAACGUUCAUCACGCAUGUACGCAAGUUAUGGAGGCAAAAAGACGAAAUUAAGGAGGAUGAAAAGAAGGAAUUCAUAAAAUGGGUAAAGAUGUUGGAAGAGGAACUUGGAGAAAAGCCUUAUUUUGGAGGCAAUAACUUUGGAUAUUUGGACAUCGCACUAAUUCCAAAUUAUAGCUGGUUUUACUCCUAUCAGACUUCCACCAAAUUGAACGUAGCUGCCGACUGUCCUAAAUUCAUUGCAUGGGUUAAAAGAUGUAUGGACAGGGAUAGUGUCAAAAAAUCUUUACCUAAUGAGGUUAAAAUCUAUCAAUAUGUUCUCCAACUAAAGGAAAGAUUCACCACAUGAUUUACCACAAUAGCUACUCCAUCUGGGUAUAAACAAAAUUCGAUAUCUGAUUUUGGGUAUCACGUAGCUUUAAUUAAAACUCACUACAUUCUACCUUAUGUGUUAGUUUUUUUCUUGUACUAUGUAAACUCUUCUUAAUAAUAAUAUUGAUAAAGCUUAUGUGAAAAGAAUGAAUCAAUAAAUUAUUGAGUUUAAUGGA
Molecule: messenger RNA, 949 nt
Organism: Spinacia oleracea (spinach)
Lineage: Eukaryota; Viridiplantae; Streptophyta; Magnoliopsida; Caryophyllales; Amaranthaceae
Product: probable glutathione S-transferase
Exons: 2
Coding region: 85-750 (221 amino acids)
Biological process (GO): glutathione metabolic process
Cellular component (GO): cytoplasm
Molecular function (GO): glutathione transferase activity
Source: RefSeq, a predicted model, not a curated record